AUGACCCCAAGCCCUACCACUCUCCAAACCCCAGAUACAAUCCAGAACCAGAACCAGGACCAGGACCAUGACCAGGACAAGAAAGACACCUCUCCUCCCCUGCACAAAUCCAUCGCACACCUUGAAUCCCAAACCGCAGACAUGGAGCGCCAAAUCGCAAACAUCAAAGCAAAAUUAAAAAAUGAUGCCUCGGAGACAGUAACGCGACAUAUACGUUUACUACACCAGUACAAUGAGAUCAAGGAUAUCGGACAGGGCCUGAUGGGUCUUAUGGCUGAGGCGCGGGGGGUCCGACAGGCGGAGAUACAGCAGGAGUUUGGGGUGGGAUGUCGGGAUUGACUUGGUGCAUCUUUUCGAGGAGAGGUGAUAUCCCAUUACUAAAAAGCUGUUUAGCGGCUUAGGUAGUUCUUCCUUUAUCCCCGGGCCUGUCCUAUCAAUCAAAUCAAUUACC
This is a messenger RNA of Aspergillus ochraceoroseus IBT 24754, 451 nucleotides long. Its product is annotated as SWI5/SAE3 family protein. Gene Ontology annotation, cellular component: Swi5-Swi2 complex; Swi5-Sfr1 complex. The record is from RefSeq and is a predicted model, not a curated record. Gene Ontology annotation, biological process: double-strand break repair via homologous recombination; meiotic joint molecule formation; meiotic DNA recombinase assembly involved in reciprocal meiotic recombination. Bases 1 to 339 code for a protein of 112 amino acids. NCBI's taxonomy places the organism in Eukaryota, Fungi, Ascomycota, Eurotiomycetes, Eurotiales, Aspergillaceae. The transcript is spliced from 3 exons.